Chilo suppressalis (striped riceborer) is the source of this 1985-nucleotide messenger RNA. The record is from the annotation of a GenBank genome assembly. NCBI's taxonomy places the organism in Eukaryota, Metazoa, Arthropoda, Insecta, Lepidoptera, Crambidae.
UUUAUACUUGUUUACGUUUGGACAAUCAUAAUGUAAGUAGGUAGUAAUAUUACUACCUAAACGAAAACUUAUUGUACUAAAACGUUUAGAGAACAGAUAGUAAUGAUCUGUACACACUAGGCACUGUAGACAAUGAAGAUUAUGUAACUUUGUUUGUUUCGAUUCUUAUCGAACUUUGCGACUGCGUUGUUUGUGUCUCUGUAGAGUGAUAGUGAAAUAUACGUGUUUUAUCAACUUAUUAUUUGUUGUGUACACUCUGUUCAACCAUACAAAACGAGUAACUGCUUUCAUAUAUAGUGUCUCGUUACUGCAGUAUCUGUGUUCUCAUUAUUAUUUGAUUGUAAUACAUUUACAAUGACUUCUUUAGUGCAAACAGUAUUAGGAGAUGUCAGUCCAGAAGAACUUGGAAGGACGCUAACACACGAACAUUUAUCUAUGGCUUUUGAACAUUUCUACCGGAGACCGCCAUCGCAACUAGCAUCCAGAGUGAAAUUCGAAGAAGUCACAUUAAAAACAGUGGGUUAUUUGAGGCAAUACCCUUACAGCUCGAAAUUUAAUCUUGUAAUGAAUGACGAACGGGCGCAAGACGCUGUAUUGAAUGACGUCAAAAUAUUUAAAGAAUGUGGAGGUGGUACUAUAGUCGAAAAUUCAACCGAGGGCCUGGAUCGAGACCUGGGAUAUUGCAAGCGUGUAUCGCAGAUUUCAGGGGUCCAUGUUGUAGCUGGAACUGGAUACUAUAUUACAGAUACACAACCGGCUAAUCACCUUCACCACAGGCAAGAGGAUAUGUAUAAUCAUAUGUUAACCCAGUUAACUAUAGGGCAAGAGGUUUCGGGCAGCGCUAUUAAAGCUGGUUUUAUGGGAGAGAUCGCUAGCGUUUGGCCUUUGAGAGAUUUUGAGAUCAAAGCCAUCAAGGCAGCUGGGGAACUCCAAGAAAAUUUCGGAUGUGGAGUCAGCUUCCAUCCACAUCGCGUCACCGAAGCACCAUUCGAGAUCAUUCGGCUUUACUUGGAAGCUGGGGGCGCAGCGGACAAAGCAGUCAUGUCGCAUCUCGACCGCACACUUUUGGAAAAUGAAAAACUUUUAGAGUUCUCCGAACUAGGCACGUACUGCCAGUUUGAUCUGUUCGGUAUUGAAGUGUCGUACUAUCAGCUUAAUGUGGAUACGGACAUGCCUUCUGAUGCGCAGAGAAUCGAUAAGAUACGUCUUUUAGUUGAUGAAGGGAAAGAAGACAAAGUCCUUAUGUCUCACGACAUUCACACGAAGCACAGACUAAUUGAUUUCGGUGGGCACGGUUACUCGCACAUCAUCAACAAUGUUUUACCAAAAAUGAAGUCUAAAGGUAUCUCUCCGGCGACUAUAGAUAAAAUAACUAUCGAGAACCCAGCAAAAUGGCUCAGUAUUAAUGUUUAAGUGUAGGAUGAACACCAUAUAGUAGCAUUUAGCGAUGUGCCGUGCGAUGUUAUUCCAUAAUCUACAUAAAAUAAAAAACAUUCAAUAGGUACUUUUUUGGAAAUCAUUGUAACCAAAUAAAAAUACUUUAUUUAUCAAUCGAUUGGUUUCAAUAAAAAAGUCCGUUUAAUUUGCCUUUAACAGCAGAAUUUAACAUGAGUAAAGGAAUAACAUAACAAAGUAAAUGGCUGAUAGUGAGCUGCCACUUUUAAAGACAUUUUUUUUGACAGCUUGACCCCUUUGCCAAACCAUUACUCUGAGCAUAAUAAGGGCUACUUGCAUUAUGUAUAAAAUUAAAAUUAUGUGUAAAUUGUUUCAAUUUACUACUGAACUGUGUGCCAUUGUUUCUUCUUACAACCUCCGGUAUUCCAAAUCUACCAAAUGUCUCUUUACAAUGUUUAAUUAUGGUUAUUUCGGAUGUCUUUUCAUUAAAAUAUAUCCAAGUAUCUAGAAAAAAGUCAAUCACCAUGUACCAAGUGUUAUCAUUUUCAAAUAAAUUAAUCCCAAGCUUUUGCCAAGGUCUUUGUGGCAGG